AGACCUUUCCAAAGGGGGAAACCAGCUGCUGCAAUGUCGCAAUCCUUUCUCCCACCUUCUCCUUCCUUGCCUACAGUAACAUUACAGAACACGAGGAGGAGAGGCGGGUACAGCGGCGGUAGCAGUGGUGCCACGGUUGUUUACCAGUGCUGUUUUACUCUUCUUGCUUGCCCUCUUCCUCGCUGGCGGAGGAUUUGCAGUGGCGGCCGCGGGGGCGGUGUUUGGAAGAAGAAGAUCGUCGUCAUGAUUGUUGUCUUGAUAAUGAUGAUGACGCGGCGGCGAGAACAGAGCACCGCCGUCCUCGAGGUGGGAGCAGCAUUGGGUGGUAGCGGCAGGGGCGCCAAAGCAGAGCAUCGAAGGAGGAGGAGGAGCAGAGUGGGGAGGAUGGACAUGCGCGGCGUCAAUGAUCAUGUGACGAGGAGGAUCGUCGUCGCUGGAGCAGAGGAGUUGGGAGAAUGUGGUCGGGUUCGGUCCCCCUAACAGAUAAUCGCCACUGUCGUCUUCGUCAUCGUCUUGUUGAUCUGCUGCUGCUGCUUCGGCCUUGACCAUCCGAUGGUUGUGAGGAUGAUGGCAGUGAACAGAGGAAGGAGUCAUGGCGGUGGUCUGCUGCUCGUCAUCGGUCAUCAUUUAUACAUGCGGUUAAAGAAGCAAUAGUAGUAGUGGU
This is a messenger RNA of Linum tenue, 664 nucleotides long. The record is from the annotation of a GenBank genome assembly. NCBI's taxonomy places the organism in Eukaryota, Viridiplantae, Streptophyta, Magnoliopsida, Malpighiales, Linaceae.